This is a messenger RNA of Aspergillus sclerotioniger CBS 115572, 907 nucleotides long. Its product is annotated as class I SAM-dependent methyltransferase. The record is from RefSeq and is a predicted model, not a curated record. The coding region runs from base 5 to 880 and encodes 291 amino acids. Lineage: Eukaryota; Fungi; Ascomycota; Eurotiomycetes; Eurotiales; Aspergillaceae. The transcript has a single exon.
CACGAUGGUUCCAUCUCCUUCCGAGUUCGACUUUCAUAUUGCGGACAGCCUGGGUUACAGUCUUGACCAUGGAAGUGCUGCAGCGUUCCGGCUGAAUGGUCUGUUUUACUUCUGGAAAGAAACAUUCGGUUUCAAUAUCCAUCCCACGAUCGCAAAGGCCCUGCAGUCGCCGAGUCCACGCAUCGCCGAUGUGGCCACUGGCACGGCUAUCUGGCUGUUGGACCUGGCGAGAGAGCUUCCCAAUGCCACCCUGGACGGACUGGAUAUGACCCUCGAGAAGGCACCUGCAGCCGAGUGGCUUCCGGCCAACAUCACUCUGCGAGAAUGGAACAUGAAUGAUGAGGUUCAUGCAGACCUAGUAGGGAAGUUCGAUGUAGUGCAUCUGCGAUUGCUCUUCAUUGUGGUCGAAAACGGGGACCCGUCGCCGACCAUUCGCAAGGUCACCCGGUUGUUGAAACCCGGAGGAUGGAUUCAGUGGGAUGAGUUGAGCUUGGUUGGAAGGCAAAUAGUUACAGCCAGGCCAGGAUUGAAAACCAAAGCGUUGGAGUCCCUUGGUUGGUUCUGGGAGGCCAACGGUCGCCAGGACUGGGUUGAGCAGCUCCCGGACAGUUUCGAGAAAGAGGGCCUGACGAAGACACAAAUCACUCAUUACAGGCCUCUCCAGGAGUAUUUCAGGGCCGAGGGCGAGGUGUUCAUAAUGACAUGUGAAGAAACCGCCCGGACGCUGGCCUCCAAGGGAGAGGUCGAGGCAGCCAGAAAGCUCUUUCAACUGGUUCACCAAGGAUCAUUGGAGACCUCAGCUGGUGCUGCACACACAGCCAUCAAGGUGGUUUGCAUCGGUCAAAAGCCGGUUGAAACUGUGCACAGGGCUGCCUUAUAAUGACCAGAAAUCUGCUCGGAUCCAGUC